Spinacia oleracea (spinach) is the source of this 1290-nucleotide messenger RNA. Its product is annotated as probable peroxygenase 4. Gene Ontology annotation, molecular function: calcium ion binding; monooxygenase activity. The record is from RefSeq and is a predicted model, not a curated record. NCBI's taxonomy places the organism in Eukaryota, Viridiplantae, Streptophyta, Magnoliopsida, Caryophyllales, Amaranthaceae. Bases 409 to 1083 code for a protein of 224 amino acids. The transcript has 8 exons.
CCUUGGUAUAGAGAGGGGAAAAAAAAACGUUAAUCUUGAAGAAAAUUACAAAAAUUAAAACUUGAGAACGAAUUGAUGAGAUAAUUUCCCUCAAAUUUAUAUCUGGCCAGAGAUCUACUGAGAGAAACAGAGUACUAAACACAAAUUAAUUAAAUCCUAUAUAUUUUGUUUAGAGUCUUCGGAGCAACUUUUAAGUAAUUCAGAUAUCCAAGUUAAGGUGCACGGGUUAGGAGAGAAGGAUAUCGUUUUAGAGGGUGAUGCCCGAGUUUUGUGAUUGAAUCGGUUGUAAACUUGCACUGAACUCGCUUCUAAGACAAUGGCUAUACAACGACGCAACGAAGGCAAGUUUUGUGCAUGCAGUGGGAAUGAGACAGUAUGUAACUAGAGUUGGAGAGACCCCCAAGACUAAUGGAGCAAAGGCAAGCACUAGUGGAAAAAGUGUACAUGUAUGUGUGGUUGGUGGGCAUUCUAUGGUUGUCCACAUUUUCAUGGCUAACUUUUGAGGUUGAAGGAACAGGAGAGAAUGUUCUUGUGAAACAUGUUUCGUUCUUCGAUAGGGAUCAUGAUGGUGUUGUUUAUCCAUGGGAGACCUUCCAAGGAUUUCGUGCAAUUGGAAGCGGUCUUGCGUUAUCCACAGUUGCCGCCCUUUUCAUAAACAUGGGCCUCAGUGGCAAAACACGCCCGGGGAAAUUAUUUCCUAAUUUGUUGUUCCCUAUAGAGAUAAAGAACAUCGUCAAAGCCAAACACGGGAGUGAUUCUGGUGUCUAUGAUUCACAAGGAAGGUUUGUACAAUCGAAGUUUGAAGAUAUCUUUAGGAAACAUGCACGAACAAAUUCAGACGCUCUUACUUCUGAUGAACUUGGUGAAAUGCUGAAGGCAAACAGAGAACCAAAGGACUUUGGAGGAUGGGUCGGGGCCUUUUCAGAAUGGAAGAUUCUAUUUUAUCUGUGCAAGGACAAGAAUGGGUUGUUACAAAAAGAUACGAUUAGAGGAGUAUAUGAUGGAAGCUUAUUCGAGAAGAUGGAGAUGGACACACAAUCUGCUAAGAAACAUAAACAAGGUAUUCACAGAGGAGAUAAAUAAGUUAGCAUUGAUCGAAGUUGAUCUUCACUGGUCGGCACCAACUCGUUGUUGUGUGGCUAUAUAUCUCUAAGAGUUGGGUUUGUGUUACAAAAUGAUCUUCACUGGUCAUUUCGGUUACUGUGAUGUUUGUUUGGUGUUGUAAAUUAUGAAAUGCAUGAAUUAUUUGUACCUUAUUACAAGGAUGUAUAAUGUCUCGUCUUUUGGUCA